AUGGAGCCUCGUCUGGCUGCUGGACGUCAAGCGACGGAGCGUGCGGAGCUGACUCGUCAAGGAAUCGGCAGGGCUACAGAAAGCGCUGCUACGCUUGCUGAUCAACUUGUUCUCGAAUUCCUCGUCAUGGAGCUUACUGAACCGCCGGCUGCUCAGCUUGCUAAGACAGCUGGUGAUGGAGCUCAACUGCAGUUCAUCAGCAGCAUGUUUGACCGUAACCCUAUCCUGGAGCGUCUAGCAGCUAGCGUAGUAAUUCAACUACUUGGUAUGGCCGUACAACGCAAUACGCUUCAUCAACACGAAGAAUUUGACGAGUCUGCUAUUCCUGUAGAAAAUUCCCAGCAUCUCCGUCUGCUUUAUCAAAUUCGUGAAGUUCUUCAACGACGUAAUACGCUACAUCAAAAUGUGCAUACAGCACAAGUGGAGGCAUCAUCUCGAUCCCUACUACCAUCAUCACCAGUACCGCCAAUAUCCACUUUAUUGCAGCCCGAUUAUCAUUCUUCAACUAACGCACCUUGCCCAAGACAUUGUGAAACAUGUGGCAGUAAUCAACAAUUUUCAUAUCUCACACAAUUAAUGCAAAACAUGCGUAUCGGACAGAAUCUGAACAAUCUGGUUUCACAACAUGAAACCGAAUCCGGACUCUUCAAAACUUCGCCCACUACCACUGCCGCACAAGUGCCGACCCAUGAAGCGCCGACAGUGCGAACGUCGAAAAUUACGGAGAAAAUGGAUGGCAACGAUAUCACCAUGUCUGUGAAAGUCUACAUUCCGUCACCGCCAGCGUACAUUUUCAUCGAACAUUCAGCUCACUUCACCACACCGUCCUCCCUUACUAAUAUUGGAGUGAAAUGCAGCUAUAUUGGAAGACUAAUUGGACCAAAUGGAAUAACGAUUAGAGAGCUACAAUUGGAGACCCGAUGUCAUAUCGCUGACAGUAAAUUGUACCGUAAAAUGCGUCACAAACCCGGUUUUGGUCAUCUCAGGGAGGAUACACAUGUGCUCGUUGAAGCCAAGGGCUCAUCACGCGUUGAGUGCCGUAAUUUGAUUGAGAAAGCGAAGAAACGUAUUUCUGAUAUGUUCACUCCGGAAUUUGAUUCACUGAAGCGUGAACAACUCAUUCAUUUGGCUAUGCUCAAUGGAACCUACAGACAAAGCCUGCCCUCACCAAGACCAUCUACAUAA
Molecule: messenger RNA, 1185 nt
Organism: Haemonchus placei
Lineage: Eukaryota; Metazoa; Nematoda; Chromadorea; Rhabditida; Trichostrongylidae
Source: the annotation of a GenBank genome assembly